AAACUAAAAGCUAAGACCUCACCGACGCUGCUCCGCCAAACAAGGCCUUACUAGCUUACCCUCCCUUGAAGGGCUAAAAAGGAAUAAAUCAGUUUAACUGUUAAGUAUUCUAGAAAAAGAAAAAAAAAAGUGAUAUAGUUCAUUAAAAACAGAAGAUGACGAUUGACGAAGAAGACAGAAUCCACCAACGCCAUCGCAACACAGAGGGUCUACGGGGUUUGGUUGUUUCAGCCACUUCCACAACCCACUAAUUCACCGUCUUCACUCCCUCCAUUUUCGCCUUUCGGAUCUCUCCGAUCUCAUUUUAUUUUUCUCCCAGAAUUUGUAGGAAAAGCAAAAGGCAUAUAACAAUGAAGGCGCUGAUUCUGGUUGGUGGGUUUGGAACAAGGUUGAGGCCAUUGACACUCAGUGUUCCCAAGCCUCUUGUUGAUUUUGCUAACAAACCCAUGAUUCUGCAUCAGAUUGAAGCCCUUAAGGCUGUUGGAGUCAGUGAAGUGGUACUAGCUAUCAAUUACCAACCGGAGGUAAUGUUGAAUUUCCUGAAGGAUUUUGAAGCAAAGCUUGACAUCAAAAUCACUUGUUCUCAAGAAGCUGAACCAAUGGGGACAGCAGGCCCCUUGGCUCUUGCCAGAGAUAAGUUGAUAGAUGAAUCUGGAGAUCCAUUUUUUGUUCUCAACAGUGAUGUUAUCAGUGAGUACCCACUUAAAGAAAUGAUCAAAUUCCACAAAGCUCAUGGAGGAGAGGCUUCCAUAAUGGUGACAAAGGUUGAUGAACCAUCCAAAUAUGGUGUGGUUGUGAUGGAGGACACCACCGGGCAGGUUGAGAAAUUUGUAGAAAAACCAAAGUUGUUUGUUGGUAAUAAAAUCAAUGCCGGAAUCUACCUAUUGAACCCCUCAGUUUUAAAUCGGAUUGAACUGAGGCCCACUUCAAUUGAGAAACAGGUGUUUCCAAAGAUAGCGGAAGAGAAAAAGCUCUAUGCAAUGGUUCUGCCCGGAUUCUGGAUGGACAUUGGAAUGCCAAAGGACUACAUUACCGGCCUGAGACUCUAUUUGGAUUCAUUGAGGAAAAAGACUCCUUCUAAGUUGGCCGCAGGUCCCAACAUUGUGGGGAAUGUCAUUGUGGAUGAAACUGCCAAAAUCGGCGAGGGGUGCCUCAUUGGACCUGAUGUUGCCAUUGGCCCUGGCUGCAUUAUUGAGUCAGGUGUCAGGCUCUCAAACUGCACAAUAAUGCGAGGAGUUCGUGUAAGAAAUCAUGCUUGCAUAUCAAGCAGCAUCAUUGGUUGGCAUUGCACUAUCGGGCAAUGGGCUCGUUUGGAGAACAUGACUGUCCUUGGAGAAGAUGUGCAUGUGUGUGAUGAAAUUUACACCAAUGGUUGCCUUAUUUUGCCCCACAAGGAGAUCAAGUCAAGCCUUGUGACGCCAGAGAUAGUCAUGUGAUGUUGAUGUCUUUCAAAUUUUUCUUCUUUUAAAUGAAUGUCAACUAAAUUCUUAGCAUGUGGCUUGGUGGUAAGUUAUUAAGUCUACAUUUUGUAUUUUGGUUUUAUUUGGCAUCCAUUUGUUUUCCCUUCAUCCCAGUUCUUUUCUCUUUACCUGCAUUUAUACACGUCAGUUUGUCUAGAAUCAGUCGGUGCCAUGAUUAACAAAUGUUAAAUGGCAUUAAGUUAGUCAUGCUUCAAAAGUUCAAAGUCAUGUAAUUUUCACUGUGUAUAGAAAUUAUUUAUUUAGCUGUUUCUGAAUUCUAUCUAAAA
This is a messenger RNA of Arachis duranensis, 1747 nucleotides long. Its product is annotated as mannose-1-phosphate guanylyltransferase 1. Gene Ontology annotation, molecular function: GTP binding; mannose-1-phosphate guanylyltransferase (GTP) activity. Gene Ontology annotation, cellular component: cytoplasm. The transcript has 5 exons. The record is from RefSeq and is a predicted model, not a curated record. Gene Ontology annotation, biological process: GDP-mannose biosynthetic process; cell wall mannoprotein biosynthetic process. NCBI's taxonomy places the organism in Eukaryota, Viridiplantae, Streptophyta, Magnoliopsida, Fabales, Fabaceae. The coding region runs from base 351 to 1436 and encodes 361 amino acids.